UCCUAAGGUCUCCUUCCGGUUCUCGAUGCUUCUCUGAGUCUCAGGGUUUCCGCCACUCGUCUACCCUUCCCCACCCCCCCCACCUCGGCCCAUGACCCGCCUCCGUCCCCCGCCCUCCCGGUCCGACCUCCGAUCGGUUUAGUAAGACGGUGCUGUUCCGACCCGAGGGGGACGGCGGGGAGGGUGGCGCGUCCGCUCGGCCUGGACCAGGGCAGCAAACCGCUCCCGUCCAACCCCUCGGCUCGCCCCGCGCUCGCGACGGCGGCGUUGGCGGACGGAUACGCGGCGGCGCCUGUGUCUGGCAGAGCCGGUGUGAGAAGAGACAAUCCUUCCUCGCCGCCGGGCUGAGCAGGACUUUUGGCCGGACCUUUGGAGUGCACAUCGGGAGAGUGAGGAGCCCGGCGAGCAGCACAGACUAUGGCGCUGAAACGGAUUAAUAAGGAACUUAGUGAUUUGGCCCGUGACCCUCCAGCACAAUGUUCUGCAGGUCCAGUUGGAGAUGACAUGUUUCAUUGGCAAGCCACAAUUAUGGGACCUAAUGACAGCCCAUAUCAAGGUGGUGUAUUCUUUUUGACAAUUCAUUUUCCUACAGACUACCCCUUCAAACCACCUAAGGUUGCAUUUACAACAAGAAUUUAUCAUCCAAAUAUUAACAGUAAUGGCAGCAUUUGUCUUGAUAUUCUAAGAUCACAGUGGUCUCCUGCUUUAACUAUUUCUAAAGUUCUUUUAUCCAUUUGUUCACUGCUAUGUGAUCCAAACCCAGAUGACCCCCUAGUGCCAGAGAUUGCACGGAUCUAUAAAACAGACAGAGAUAAGUACAACAGAAUAUCUCGGGAAUGGACUCAGAAGUAUGCCAUGUGAUGCUACCUUAAAGUCAGAAUAACCUGCAUUAUAGCUGGAAUAAACUUUAAAUUACUGUUCCUUUUUUGAUUUUCUUAUCCGGCUGCUCCCCUAUCAGACCUCAUCUUUUUUAAUUUUAUUUUUUGUUUACCUCCCUCCAUUCAUUCACAUGCUCAUCUGAGAAGACUUAAGUUCUUCCAGCUUUGGACAAUAACUGCUUUUAGAAACUGUAAAGUAGUUAACAAGAGAACAGUUGCCCAAGAUUCAGAAAUUUUUUUAAAACUGGAGCAUGUGUAUUAUGUGGCCAAUGUCUUCACUCUAACUUGGUUAUGAGACUAAACCAAUCCUCACUGCUCUAACAUGCUGAAGAAACCAUCUGAGGGGGAGGGAGAUGGAUGCUCAGCUGUCACAUCAAAGGAAGCAUUAUUCUAGCGCAUCCAUACUUGUUUAAGCCUUCCACUGUUAGAGAUUUGAGGUUACAUGAUAUACUUUAUGCUCAUAACUGAUGUGGCUGGAGAAUUGGUAUUGAAUUAUAGCAUCAGCAGAACAGAAAAUGUGAUGUAUUUUAUGCAUGUCAAUAAAGGAAUGACCUGUUCUUGUUCUACAGAGAAUGGAAAUUGGAAGUCAAACACCCUUUGUAUUCCAAAAUAGGGUCUCAAAACAUUUUGUAAUUUUCAUUUAAAUUGUUAGGAGGCUUGGAGCUAUUAGUUAAUCUAUCUUCCAAUACUGUUUAAUAUAGCACUGAAUAAAUGAUGCGAGUUGUCAAUGGAUGAGUGAUCAACUAAUAGCUCUCCUAGUAAUUGAUUUAUUUUUCUUCAAUAAAGUUGCAUAAACCAAUGAGUUAGCUGCCUGGAUUAAUCAGUAUGGGAAACAAUCCUUUGUAAAUGCAAAGCUGUUUUUGUAUAUACUGUUGGGAUUUGCUUCAUUGUUUGACAUCAAAUGAUGAUGUAAAGUUCAAAAGAGUGAAUAUAUUGCCAUGUUCAGUUAAAGUGCACAGUCUGUUACAGGUUGACACAUUGCUUGACCUGAUUUAUGCAGAAUUAAUAAGCUAUUCAGAUAGUGUAGCUUUAAUACGCUGCACAUGAUUCUGGCAGCCCUAGAGUCCUGCUGGGACUCAGCAGUUUUGAAACGUAUAUAUGGAGUUUUAAGAAAUUUAUUUUCCAGGUGCAUCCCCUUCUAACUAAAAUUUCUUCAUCUUGUACACUUAACAGCUGAAAAAAAAAAAAAA
Onychomys torridus (southern grasshopper mouse) is the source of this 2068-nucleotide messenger RNA. It is a transcript of the gene Ube2d3, whose product is annotated as ubiquitin conjugating enzyme E2 D3. Lineage: Eukaryota; Metazoa; Chordata; Mammalia; Rodentia; Cricetidae. Gene Ontology annotation, cellular component: nucleus. The coding region runs from base 418 to 861 and encodes 147 amino acids. Gene Ontology annotation, biological process: ubiquitin-dependent protein catabolic process; protein K11-linked ubiquitination. The record is from RefSeq and is a predicted model, not a curated record. Gene Ontology annotation, molecular function: ubiquitin conjugating enzyme activity. The transcript is spliced from 8 exons.